Messenger RNA from Patiria miniata (bat star), 1138 nucleotides. RefSeq names its product ficolin-3-like. Bases 6 to 980 code for a protein of 324 amino acids. The transcript has a single exon. The record is from RefSeq and is a predicted model, not a curated record. NCBI's taxonomy places the organism in Eukaryota, Metazoa, Echinodermata, Asteroidea, Valvatida, Asterinidae.
UAGCAAUGGCAACUUUAGCCUUUACAAAUGGGCUUUGUUACAGCAACUGUCACACUGAGUUUAAUCUCACUUUUUAUCCUGCUGGAAACCGUGCCUUGAACAAUCAUAUACUUGUAGUGAAGACUGUAUCUUCUGCUGUGAUCUGUGGGCGAGACUGCUCUAUGGACCCACAGUGUGCAUCAUUCAACUAUGAUGCAAGCAGCCAUCUUUGUGACCUCAAUGAUGCCACACGAUCUGACAGCCCUUAUGACUUUGUCAACAAGCAGGGAAGUGUCUACUUUGAUGGAAACAGUGAAACAUCUUUGUUUUCAAUACCCAACCAUGAAACAUACACAAGUUGCCAAAUGCUUCUAAAUGCUGGUUACAGCGACAACGGCAUCUACACCAUCUAUCCUUCUGGCAUGGCUGAGGGCUUACAGGUCUACUGUGACAUGGAGACCGAUGGAGGAGGCUGGAUUAUUUUUCAGCGACGUCAAGAUGGCUCUGUUAACUUCUUCCUUAACUGGGCUUACUACCAAGCGGGUUUUGGAUAUCUUUCUGGUGAGUUCUGGCUGGGCAAUGAAGCUCUACACAUCCUGACUGAGACUGGACAAUGGCAGCUGAGAGUAGACCUUGGAGAUUGGGAGGGCAACACAGCUUGGGCAGAGUACGGUGAGUUUAGGGUCACAGGUGACAAAUACACACUCCAUGUUGGCUCAUAUAAUUACAAAAGUACAGCAGGCGAUACACUGACACAUGAGGCUGGAUCUCAAUUCUCAACCAAGGAUCAGGACAAUGACAACAACCAAUGGUCAAAUUGUGCCCAGGAGUUUGAAGGUGCAUGGUGGUUUGACAAUUAUUGUUAUCAUUCCCAUCUCAAUGGCAAAUACACACAGCCUGGCAUUUCUGAAUAUCCUGGUUUACCAUCGAAUUCCUGGUACACAUACAUGUAUAUGACUUCUUUAAAGAAAUGCGAAAUGAAAAUAAAAGAAGCCACAUAAACCUUACACCUUAAUGUUCAAACCCAGGCAAUUUCUCACAAAAGAUUUAAUAACAUGGCUUAACUUUCCACAAAUCACAGUCAAUUUCAGAUUCCUUGUUAUAGGCAAUUGGAAAUCUGUGGAGAUCAACACUUUUCUUUUUUUAAUUCUUUUCCUUG